Molecule: messenger RNA, 125 nt
Organism: Funneliformis geosporum
Lineage: Eukaryota; Fungi; Glomeromycota; Glomeromycetes; Glomerales; Glomeraceae
Source: the annotation of a GenBank genome assembly
AUGUCUAAUAAAUCAUCUAUGUUAACAAUAACAUUAGUUGAUUUAAAUAAAAUAGGAGGAGAAGGAGGCAGCAUAUUAGAAUUUGAUGUGAAAUUAUCAUUAAAUCAAGAUUCAAUAAAUUCUCA